This is a messenger RNA of Neocloeon triangulifer, 1495 nucleotides long. RefSeq names its product E3 ubiquitin-protein ligase RMND5A (gene Sou). Gene Ontology annotation, cellular component: GID complex; nucleus; cytoplasm. Gene Ontology annotation, molecular function: ubiquitin protein ligase activity; protein binding. The transcript has 6 exons. Lineage: Eukaryota; Metazoa; Arthropoda; Insecta; Ephemeroptera; Baetidae. Bases 102 to 1274 code for a protein of 390 amino acids. The record is from RefSeq and is a predicted model, not a curated record. Gene Ontology annotation, biological process: proteasome-mediated ubiquitin-dependent protein catabolic process.
CUGCGGGCGGGCGAUUUUCCUGCAGUUGGCAGUUGGCAGAGUUGUGUUGUGUUUUUCUUUAAAUUUUUCAGAACUUUAGCAAACAAACUUGACUCACAAACAUGGAUGCGUGCACGGGAGUUGAGAAGGAGGUGGACAAGGUUCUGCACAAGUUUGGCGGCAUCAACGAGCACGCUGACCGGACGCUGUCCGACCUGUGCAGCCACAUCGAGAGCCUCAAAGAUAGCAUCGAAGAAUCACCACACGAGUUGACGGCCGCGCAGAUCCUCAUCGUGAAACAGGCCGUGGCCAAGGUCAAGGACACGGUGCAGCGGCUGGCCUCGGACCACCGCGACCUGCACAGCACCGUCUCCAAAGUGGGCAAGGCCAUCGACAGGAACUUUGUCUCCGACUUUGCGUCCACCAGCAGGGAGGAGGUUUUCGCGGGCACCGAAAAGGUCAAGCUGCUCAACAAGGUCAUGUGCCAGCACUUUUAUCGUCAGGGCAUGAUCGACAUUGCUGAGGAGUUGGCGAAGGAGGCUGGGCUGAAGACUGACAUAAGCAACAAGGAGCCGUUCCAGGAGCUCAACCGGAUCCUCGACUGUCUGAAGCAGCGCAACCUUCAGCCCGCCCUUGAGUGGGCAACCUCGCACAGGGAAACGUUGGCAGCACAAAAUUCGUCUCUGGAGUUCAAGCUGCACCGACUGCAGUUCAUCAACCUGGUGGAGAAGGGGGUGGGGCAGCAGGCGGAGGCGGUCGAGUACGCGCGGACGCACCUGUGCCAGUUCGUGGGGCGGCACGAGAAGGAGAUCCAGAGCCUGAUGGGGGCGCUGCUGUUCCUGCCGCAGGGGCUGCCCGCCUCCCCGUACAGCCACCUGCUCGACCCGUACGUCUGGGUCGAGAUCCACGAGGUCUUCAUCAAGGACGCGUGCGCCCUCCUCGGCCAGAGCGUCGACAGCCCCCUCUCGGUCUGCAUCAACGCCGGCUGCACCGCCCUUCCCGCCCUCCUCAACAUCAAACAGGUGAUGCAGCAGCGGCAGGUGACAGGGAUCUGGAGCGGCAAGGACGAGUUGCCAAUUGAAAUCGACCUUGGCAAGGAGCACCGGUACCACUCGGUGUUCGCGUGUCCAAUUUUGCGGCAGCAGAGCACCGAGAACAACCCGCCCAUGCGGCUCGUGUGCGGCCACGUGAUCUCGAGGGACGCCCUCAACAAACUCAGCAGCGGCAGCAAACUCAAGUGUCCGUACUGUCCGGUCGAGCAGAACCCCAACGACGCCAGACAAGUCUUCUUUUAACUUUUAACAACUAAAACGGACUUUUUAAUGAUUUCGCCGCUUGUGACAAGCACCCUUGUUUCUGUUGAGAACAAUUUAUAUUAUUUAUUUAACCCUGACAUUAUGGUACUGACCUACCAUAUACGCUAGAAUUGUAGCACAGGAAAGAUUUUAUGAUCUUUUGUGAAGAAAUAUGCUUUAAAUCGUUCUAUGUCAUGCUGUGAAUAUCUGAUUAUGAUUAU